UGUUUUACACAUCCAACCAUCAGACCAGAGAAGAACUCAGAGAGCUGACAAGACUCACCAAAAGAUCUUCAGAUAUUUAGCUGAAGUUAAACCAGUCAAACCCUCCAAAGAUGAAGACAUUCAGUGUUGCAGUUGCAGUGGCCGUCAUGCUCGCCUUCAUUUGUCUUCAGGAGAGCUCUGCUGUCCCAGUCAAUGAAGAGCAAGAGCUGGAGCAGCAAAUUUAUUUUGCUGAUCCAGAGAUGCCAGUGGAAUCAUGCAAGAUGCCGUAUUACAUGCGUGAGCAGCGUCAGGGCAGCCCUGCUAGAUGCAGGUUUUGCUGCCGUUGCUGUCCUAGAAUGAGGGGAUGUGGUAUCUGCUGCAGGUUCUGAGGAUUCCUGCACCAGCCUGGGAUCUCCACAACACCCACUAAAUAUUCAUUUGUUAUGCAACUUCACAGCUUAUAAACAAGUUUUGCUGCUUUUUGCUGUUUUUUUUUCUUUCUUUGAGAAAUUUCACAACUUUCAGGUUGUUCACUCAAAGAAUUUGGGAAUGCUGAAUUUGUAUGUGCUCAUCUGCAAAAACUGUACUGUGUGCCAUCCCAAUAAAUUUUAAUGUUAGCAUCA
This is a messenger RNA of Larimichthys crocea (large yellow croaker), 602 nucleotides long. RefSeq names its product hepcidin-like. Gene Ontology annotation, cellular component: extracellular region. Bases 111 to 368 code for a protein of 85 amino acids. The transcript has 3 exons. Gene Ontology annotation, biological process: defense response to bacterium; intracellular iron ion homeostasis. Lineage: Eukaryota; Metazoa; Chordata; Actinopteri; Sciaenidae. The record is from RefSeq and is a predicted model, not a curated record.